Molecule: messenger RNA, 1368 nt
Organism: Carassius auratus (goldfish)
Lineage: Eukaryota; Metazoa; Chordata; Actinopteri; Cypriniformes; Cyprinidae
Gene: f8a
Product: coagulation factor VIII associated
Exons: 11
Coding region: 280-1062 (260 amino acids)
Biological process (GO): vesicle cytoskeletal trafficking
Cellular component (GO): early endosome
Molecular function (GO): protein binding
Source: RefSeq, a predicted model, not a curated record
CUAAUGUCGCUGAAGCAAGUGAACAGUUCGGUGAGUAUUGUGUCAGAAGAGGGAUGCCACUCUCUGUUUAUCAUUAGUCUUAUUUCAGGGAAGUCGUGAUCUACUGGUUGGAGAGUUUGACAAGGUUGUUGGUUCGAGUCUCGGGCAGGAAAUAUCACGACUGAGGUGCCCUAGAGCAAGGCAUUGAACCCUAAAUGGCUGCCCACUGCUCCGGGUCAGCUGGCCAAGGAGCUCAAACAGCAGGACUGUCCUCAGUAUGCUGCCUUCUGUAAUCUCGCCAUGGCCCGCUGUGAGCAGACCCUGUUCAACGCACCAGGAGAAGCCCUGGCUUUGACUGAUGCAGCCAGACUCUUUCUGGCCUCAGAACAGGAAACCAGAGCACUGAGGGCUCCCGGCUUCGAUGAGAACAUGCAGGCAGCCAUGAACUGCUAUAGUUUUGCUAUUAAGGUCUAUAUUGAGAUGAAUCAGCCUGUUAUGGCGGCCAGUCUCUCACUGGAGCUUGGCAAUGCUCUGAAGGAGAUGAACAGACCCGGGGAGGCGAUAGUUCACUUCCAGAGAGCCGCAGAACUGCAGAUUCAGACUCCGAUUGAGGCCCUGCAGUCACUGUGGGAAAUGGCCUCCUGCAAAAUACUGACCCGUGAUCAUGAUGGCGCUCUUGCUGUUCUUUCUGAAAUGCAGCACAUGAGCCAGGAAAGAGGACUACAGCUACCUGGGACAAAUACCCCUGUCGGAGCAUAUAUGGAUAUCAUAGCAAAGUGCGAAAUCUGCAGGGUUUUACUUCUUAUGUUGCUUGAGCCUCCCCCUCAAAAGCUGUUACCCGAGCACGCUCAAACACUAGAACGAUAUGCCUGGGAAUCCUUCGACUCACACAGUCAGGUAAACUUCCUUCCAGAAAAUGUGUUCCUCCUCCUGCAGUCGGUUGUGAUGGCCUGUCAGGAAAAGGAUACAGAAUCUCUCAAGGCUCUCCAGACAGAAUUAUGGCCUCUCCUUUCGGCAGAACAGAAUCAUCUCCUCCAUUUAGUGGUUCAGGAACGAAUUACACCCUCCGGUCAGGGCAUAUGAUUUGGUAGCAUACACCCCCACAAAACAGUUCUUAUUGGAACAUUCCUGAGCCAGUGCCUUGUGCAUUUUGCAUGAGGACUGUAGAAGGUCGCUGAACCUAGCAGAGCUGUACAUACACCUAUGAAAAUGCCUAAAAUAACAGAAGGUUUAUUUGCUUUUGUAAUAAUGAAUGUACAUUUUAUUCCCCAUUUUCAUAUAACGGUAAGAUAUUGUAUGAAAAAGGUAAAUGAUUAUGUUGAAGCUGUUAUGUUGAAAAGUUAAAUAUUGAUGUAAAUAAUAAAAGAACAAAUGAGUUUCUUAUGGCAA